AAGAGAUCAACACGCAAUUGAAUCCAUCUACUAUAUAAAACACACAUACACACACUUACAAAAACACAUUCCAACUUCAAAUUUUCUCCAUACAAAAAAAACAAACUAAAUUAGUUGUUAAUUUUCUUUGAAAAUGAAAAUUUUGAUUUUCCUAAUGAUGUUUCUAGCUAUAGUGCUAGUAACAAAUGGGAAUAAUAAUCUAGUAGAAACAACAUGUAAGAACACACCAAAUUAUGAGUUAUGUGUGAAAACUUUGGUUUCAGACAAAAGAAGUGGAACAGCAAGGGAUAUAACAACAUUAGCAUUAAUAAUGGUGGAUGCUAUUAAAUCUAAAGCUAAUCAAGCUGCUAAUACUAUUUCAAAACUUAGGCAUUCUAAUCCUCCUGCUGCUUGGAAAGAUCCUUUGAAGAAUUGUGCCUUUUCGUAUAAGGUAAUUUUAACAGCAAGCAUGCCAGAAGCCAUAGAAGCAUUGACAAAAGGUGAUCCAAAAUUUGCAGAAGAUGGAAUGGUAGGUUCUUCUGGUGAUGCCCAAGAAUGUGAAGAAUAUUUCAAAGCUACAACUACUAAAUAUUUACCACUUUCUAAAUUAAAUAUAGUUGUUCAUGAACUUUCUGAUAUUGGUAGAGCUAUUGUAAGAAAUUUAUUGUGAAAUGUCAUGUGUUAUUAUGUGUCUUACACUUUUUCAUUUUCAUAAAUUAGUGACAUGUGUAAUGGAACCCCUCUUAAUUAUAAGGAAAAAAAUGUAUCAUGAAUAUUUAUACAAGUGUAACACUCUUAUCUAAUAUCCAA
Solanum dulcamara is the source of this 789-nucleotide messenger RNA. RefSeq names its product cell wall / vacuolar inhibitor of fructosidase 1-like. Gene Ontology annotation, molecular function: enzyme inhibitor activity. Bases 134 to 649 code for a protein of 171 amino acids. Gene Ontology annotation, biological process: negative regulation of catalytic activity. The record is from RefSeq and is a predicted model, not a curated record. Lineage: Eukaryota; Viridiplantae; Streptophyta; Magnoliopsida; Solanales; Solanaceae. The transcript is spliced from 2 exons.